AUGGACGCUAACCACCACCACCCAGACAUGGAACACAACACGGGUGCCUUGUUCCCUCCUUUAGGUCAAAGCCCCCAGCAGCGAGCCAAGACGGCCCAUACCACAUCAUCCCUCCCGAUUGCCGGGAAUGCCCGUGUCUCGACUCACCCUCUACUUCCACCUCAUCACAUCAAACGAAGGAACCAAGUACACCUCCAUCUUCACAAACAGCCGCACCGGGGUCGUCAUCAUGCCAGGAAUAAGACGGACUCGCCCAAGGCACCGUGCUCGAUGACGGACCACAUCGUGGGACUUUACGAUGCUCCAGAACUACCCGAAAUAGAAGUGCUACUGCGACAAGGUGCAGCAAGUCGAGCUACAAUUGUUCAGAUGAUAGCGCAAGGAAUAUGCCGGACAUCGUUCAAUGAUGUGCAGAGGUUCCCAGCCAUUCACCCGUCGAUUAUGAGUGCAAGAAAAGAUAGAAUAGUUCGCUACAUCACAUUUGUGUCUGCCCCACCUUUUGAAAGAAGAGCCCCAAAGGACAGGCCCAAGUCUUGGGAUCGACGGGUCUUCAAGCCACUUGGUCCAGAAGAAUGUUUCCACUGUCAACUUCAAACUAACCACGCAGUUUGUGAAAGGCACAAGUAUCUUCGCGUUGGAGGUGGUUUUAGGCACAGCUAUUCGUACAUCAAGCAGACCCUGGACAUUAUGGAAGCGGAACAUCGUAAGGUUGCUGAGGAGGUGAGAAAGAGAUACGAAGAAGAACAGUUGGCUAUGAAAGCAAAAGCUCAAACGAGACGGAAAAUAAAGAUGUACGUGAAAGGUGCCGAUGGGAAGAUAGUGAGUAGGUACCUCUUCGUGACCGAAGACGAAUAUGAAGAAAUGAAGAAAGACAACAAACUUGCGAAGAAGAUUCUGGGUCUAGCUGACGAUGAAGAGCUGGAUGAUUGGGUCAGCUCCAAACAGAAGUAUGUCAUGGAUGAGAAGGGACAACUAGUUAAAGUAUCAAAGAAGAAAUAUGGCGACAGUGCUUAUGAGGAGAGCAUGGAGAGUGGCAUAGGUGGCCGGUCAAGAAGGAACAAAGGGCGCCACCAUGGUGCCUACAGUGACAGUGAUAGCUUUGAAAGUGGCAUGGGCCACAGCAUCCUUGAAGGGGACGAGGCAGAUCGCAGGCGCAGACGGAGGCAUGGUCGCCGCCGCUAUUCCUCAGUGGAGUCCAUAGAGUCUUACGUCAGCGAGGGCGGAACCAGACAAGAGCGUACAGUGCGCAGACGGCGAAGACGAAGGGACUCCUCGGGAAGUUCAUAUGAAGACGAGAACGGGAACCGGCGUAGGCGACACAGACGUCGUCGUCGCCGUGGCAGUGGCAGUGACUCUGGUACCGAGUUGGACAGCAAUGACAGCCGGUCACGACGCCGUAGACAUCGUAAGGGACGUCACCGGGGACGACACCAUGAUGGCGACAGCGACGGCAGUUAUGAUAGUUACGAUAGCAGGGAUGGUGGGGGUCGUAGGAGGAGAAGGAGGGGUGGCAGGAGGGGAAGCUACUCGUCUGGAAGUGAUGACUCAAGGUCUAGAAGAAAAGGAAGAAGGCAUCGUAGACGAUACAGCUCAUCCUACUCUGACGAAAGUGGUGCAGAAGGAGGGAAGGGACGUCGGAGGAAAGGAGGGCGCCACCGACGGCAUCGCCGUGGACAUUCCUCUGGCUCAUCUGACUAUUCGGACAGUGAGGAUUCAAGUUCCUACUCAGACGGAAGUUCUUACGACAGUUAUGACGAUUCAUCGGUGUCCUUAAGUGACAGCUCUGUAGUGAGUGACGCCAGCACGCCAAGCAGUGUCAACUCCAGCGAUAUCUCCGACAUUGACAGCAACUUAGACGAGGAUGAGAGAAUCCGCAUCAAAGCCGAGAAGAAGGCGAAGAAGAUGCUGGAGAAGAGGGCAGCUAAACAGCAACUUAAGGAGGAGACGAGGAAAGAGGCGAGGGAGGUUAAGAGGGAUAAGAUCAGGGCAGAGGUGAAGGAACAAAGACGGGAAGAAAGACGAGAACGGCGAAGAAAAGAGAAGAGGAGGCGACAACGCACACCAACCAGUCGUGACAUCAGCGCAUGCAGCAGCGUCUCCAGUGUCAACAGCGACGACAUCUCUGAUGUGGAUAGCGCCCUCGUCGGCGAAGAAAGACGACUUGCCAAGGAAGCUAAAAAGGCCAAGAAAAAAGCACAGAAGAAGGAAAUGAAGCAGAAGGAGAAAGUGAAGAAUGUACAAGAGCAGCACAGAGAGAAACGAAAGGAGAAAGAACGUCAAAGAAUCAAACGUGAGAUAGAGCGGGAAAUGGACCGCAUGAGCACACCCAGUGACGUCAGCAGUGUACACAGCAGUGACUUGUCAAGUGUAAGUGACGAAGAAGGGUUGACAGCGGAGGAGAAACAAGCCAGGAAGGAAGAGAGGAAGAAGAAGAAGAAGGAAGAGAAGAUGAAGGAGAAGAAGUUGAUGAAAGCUGUCAAUAAGGUCAUGGAAAAAAGAAAGAAGAAAGGCAGAGGUCAUUCCGGGUCUUCCGACGAUUCUUAUGCCAGAGGAAAGCAGGAUUUCUACGACCUUACUUCACAAGUAGUCAAGUCAAUGGUGAAGUACUCCAAGGGUGGUAAACGCGGCCUGGUCGACGAAGAAGGAUCCGAAUGGUUGGAUGACUGGAAAAAUCAGAAGACCAAAGACGGGAAAAAGAAGAAAGGGAAGAAAGGAAAGGCAGGUCAAGAAGAUGGUGAUUUCAUUGAGCUGACUGCCCCAGACGGCCGCAAGAUACGAGUCCCGAAGACCAGUCUCUUCGACGUGUGGAAUAUGAAGAAGAAGAUACGACUUAAGAAAGACGGCACCGUGGCACGAGACAGCGACUCGGAUGCCGAGUCCAUUGAGAUUGACUCGGACGGUAACAUGGUGACCCAACCCAAGACGGUCACCUUUGCCGAUACCUCGGCGGGCAAGUGGACAGGGUUCGCUACGACGCCGGAACCGCCUCUUAGUCCGACACAGGGAGGCAAAAUCAAAUUUCAAGGAGUCCGCAAGGUGCAACAUGCUUUCCGCAAGGACCGAGGCGUACUCACCGAGCAUCUGAAGAGAGUCUUAGACACGGCGUCUGAGCUCAGUUAUCCAAGGCCAGGAGAUCGUGAAGAAGCUAGGAGGGGAUACCACCAAAAUUCGUGGGAAUCGAUUGAUUUCCUGAACCACUACCGACUAGUGGAAGGGUAUAAGUUGGAUCCACUCGGGAGAGCAUUCGUAGUGGAGGAUGUGGAUUAUGAUUGUACUUUGACUGCUGAGGAGAUGCGGUCAGCAAUAGAGGGCGUGCCGAGUCUUUCAUCCAUUAAGCCUAAGCAGCUAGAAUAUGUCCUAAGAGUUCUGAAUAUAGACGAACACACGGACAUAACAUUCAAAAUGUUUGCUGUCAUAUCAGGAGUAUGUGAACGAAUGUGUAACAUGGACUCCUUUGGCAAGUAUAUUCUUGACAAGACCAAUUUGCUUGAUAUUGCACGCAAGAUGGCACUGUAUAAGAAUAUUUUCUACUGCAAUGUGAAUUCUGAACGGAGUGUCAAUCAUAUUACGUCAGAAUCUCUACAGAUUGAACUCAUAGCCGGGGGACUGAGUCCAGACCAGGAACGGUAUAUCAUGUCAAAGAUGAAUCCAGACGAAUAUGGAGAGAUCUCCUUCUUCGACUACAUGGCCUACAUCCCACUCUUCCUCUCCAUGCACGAGAACAUCAUCGACAAUCCUCUCGAUCGACACGAGAAGUUCACCACGAGGUUAGAUUACGGCGAGGUGCAACGGGAUAUGAACCCGAUGGGCCUCCCACUGCAGAGAGGGUAUCUGGGCGUCCCGAAAGAGAUCUUCCCGUCGGGGAUACCGCCGCGGAGUCCCGAGGACGGGGCGACGAGGGAGUUCAUCGAACGGGGGGAUUUACUGGAAGACAUGGUGGUCGGAGGAAAGAGCGGACGAUUACCCAGCAUAGGUAAGAAAACCUCAGCUCCAAUAAGUGCAAAGCAAGGAGGCAGAAUGAAAGAUCUUGGACUAUCGAUGUCAAUGCCAUAGCUCAAACCGCCAAAAGCUCAAACGGCCAUCUGGGUCCAAAUUCAUCACGUCAGCAAGCAAAAAAAAAAGAAGGUGUUGAGAAGCAAAUUACAUAGUUUGCUGAGCAAAUCACUGACAAAGCAUGUAACUAUCAAAGUUAAAAAAACACAAUGUGUUUCUCAAAGAUACACCGAAAGUACCAAAGGGUCCUCGGGCUAAAAACGUAAUUAGAGGGACUCUCGUGGGGCUCGGCAGAGCUCCAGCCCCGCUGAACUGGCAGCACCAGAAGGCUCUUUUUUUUCGCGCCGAAGCAGGCAGACUGACCGAGGGACCUGGUGGGCCUGAGAGGCGCGAGUGCCCGGCAGGGCGUUUCGGGCCAAAGCAUGGAAGUUGAGGUUAAACAGUUUAUUUUUUCUUCAAACAAGAUAUUGCAGUGCUGUUCAGGUUAUCGCGCUUAACAGCUGUGUUGUGUGCUGAUCACACUGAUACAGCACUUAAAAAAUAUGGCUACAUUUUUAGUUGUUCAGGCCUACGCAUCUUUUCUGGCUUUGUUUUGUUUUCUACCCAAUUUGUGUCACAUGCGAGACAUGCAGACUAAAGUUUGCCCAGAUUACACGCAGUUUUUUUUUCCGUUACUCGACUCGGCGGCAGUUUAUUAAACUCGAGGAGUUUUUGAUUAUUUUUGUUUUAAUGUUAAAGUUAAAGUUAUUUAUUUUUGCAACUAGUUCGCUGAUGUUUCCAUCACAAGUCUGCUUAUUUGCCCUUUUAGUCGGCUUGUGGAAAUGUGGAAUGGAAAUGUUAACCCUUUAAAACAUUCAUUGUAUAAUGAAAAAAAUAACAGGUCUUAAUUUAAAAUUAAAAUGAAUUUUUGGUUGUAACAAGACUGGUUUCACCAAAUGGACCCCUUCCAUAUGACGUCACAAGCUCAAACAGUGCCCUCACUGAGACCAAUUAGUGAUCAUGAAGAGUUGUGAGUUGGGCAGACAUGCAAUGAAAGGGUCUAUUGAUUUCUAUCAAUUGCUUUGUUGUCAAAUUUGAAAUACUUAUUCAUGUAAAUACUGAUAUUCGGUUAUUUAUGAUUCCAUACAUUCCAUAUUUCUUACGGUGCUUUUGUAUUUUUGUCUUUGUACAUAAUUAAGCUAUAGUUUGCUAUUUUUUUUAUUUUAAACAAAUCUGAAUAAACAUCUCAAGUUGAAUUUCUUUUAAAAAAAGAUCUAAAAAACAGCGUAUUACUUGAAAGGUUUAUACAAAAUUUGAAGUGCAAGAUUUUACUGAAAUUUAGUGCAAUAACCUUUCGUCGCCGUGUGUUCAUUUUAGCAGGUUCUUUCAUUUUUUUUUUUUUUUUUUUUGUAACACCUCCCUUUUUUUCUUCGCUUUAAGCGAAACGAUGUGUGCCGUUCUUGUCCGACGAUUUGUUUUAGAAAUGUUUUGUUUGCAUUGCAGUCAGUUCAAAUUUAUUGUGCAGUGUUUUAAGAAACCGGUUAAAUAGCCAUUACACUUUAGAAAUAAAGACCGAAGUUAUUUUGUUGUUUUGUUUUUGA
Asterias rubens (European starfish) is the source of this 5573-nucleotide messenger RNA. RefSeq lists its product as uncharacterized. The transcript has 26 exons. Bases 1 to 4053 code for a protein of 1350 amino acids. NCBI's taxonomy places the organism in Eukaryota, Metazoa, Echinodermata, Asteroidea, Forcipulatida, Asteriidae. The record is from RefSeq and is a predicted model, not a curated record.